Python bivittatus (Burmese python) is the source of this 922-nucleotide messenger RNA. NCBI's taxonomy places the organism in Eukaryota, Metazoa, Chordata, Lepidosauria, Squamata, Pythonidae. The record is from RefSeq and is a predicted model, not a curated record.
GUGGGCUUGAGCGUCUUUGGUUGCUGAGCCCUAGCCGUUUCAAUGGUGCAGCUUUCACAGUCCCCACUCCGCCGCCCUUCACCUUCAUGCCACUCUGAGGAAGGGGAAGAGAAGAGUAUGAAACCAGAUAAGCAGCAGGUGACCCAGGGUCCUCGAGGGGAUAACCAGCCUCCCAUGAGCCCCCUGCAGGCAGCUUUGAAUUCUGCUGCCACAGCUUCUCAGGCAUAUGAGACUUACAUUGAUAAUGGACUUAUCUGCUUGAAACACAAGAUCAGGAAUAUUGAGAAAAAGAAGCUCAAAUUAGAAGACUACAGGGAUCGUCUGAAAAGGGGGGAGGUCCUCAAUCAAGAUCAGUUGGAAGCUGUUGAAAAAUAUGAUGAAGUCAUACAUAAUUUGGAGUUUGCUAAAGAACUUCAGAAGACAUUUUCUGGACUAAGUCAAGAGCUGCUGAAAGCACAGCGGAAAGCGCAACGAAGGGAAACCUUAAUGAAGCUUGAAGCAGAGAAGAAAAAACUCCGCACUGUACUGCAGGUCCAGUAUGUGCUGCAGAAUUUCACUCAAGAGCAUGUGCAGAAAGACUUCAAAAGUGGCUUGAAUGGUGCAAUAUACUUGCCUUCUAAAGAAUUAGACUACCUCAUUAAAUUUGCAAAAUUGACAUGUUCAGGAAGAAAUGAAACUGUUAGCAUUGAAGACCAAAUGGAACAGUCAUCACUCUGUUUCUGGGAUCUGCUAGAAGGCAGCGAAAAAGUAGUGGUUGGUACGACCUAUAAACACCUGAAGGAUUUGUUGUUAAAACUGUUAAAUUCUGGAUAUUUUGAAAACAUUCCCAUCCCGUGCAACGCACCAGAAAAAGAGGAAUUGAAAGAAGAAAUGCCUGAAAAAACUAGACAGUUGUCAAAGCCAGAGCCUGUCAAUGAAUUGG